UCCCGCACUUGCACAACGGCUGGCAGGUGGACCAGGCCAUCCUUUCGGAAGAAGACCGGGUGGUCGUCAUCCGGUUCGGGCACGAUUGGGACCCUACGUGCAUGAAAAUGGACGAGGUUCUGUACAGCAUCGCGGAGAAGAAAUGGCAGAUAAUGGGGGAUCUUCCUCAUCUUGUUACGAGCCCUGUUUGGAUAUCCCAGCUGUUUUAAAGUUAAAAAUUUUGCGGUUAUUUAUCUUGUGGAUAUUACAGAAGUACCUGAUUUCAACAAAAUGUAUGAGUUAUACGAUCCAUGUACUGUCAUGUUUUUCUUCAGGAACAAGCACAUCAUGAUUGACCUGGGCACUGGCAACAACAACAAGAUCAACUGGGCCAUGGAGGACAAGCAGGAGAUGAUCGAUAUCAUUGAGACCGUGUACCGGGGCGCCCGCAAAGGCCGUGGCCUGGUCGUGUCCCCGAAGGACUACUCUACGAAGUACCGAUACUGAGUGCCUGUCCCCAGGCGUGGGGGUUUACCCAGGGAGUCACUUUCACGUGGAGACACUGUGGACUCUGAAGCCUUUGAGGAGGAGUCUGGGGAGGGACAGGAGGGCUGCACAGCCUCAAGCUGGCGUUGGCCUGGCUACUGUACUUUUAUAUUCGCAAAUAUCUGUAAAUAUCUAGCUGAACUAAACAAAUACACAAUCAUGGGAAAGUC
Myotis myotis is the source of this 695-nucleotide messenger RNA. It is a transcript of the gene TXNL4A, whose product is annotated as thioredoxin like 4A. The transcript has 4 exons. NCBI's taxonomy places the organism in Eukaryota, Metazoa, Chordata, Mammalia, Chiroptera, Vespertilionidae. Gene Ontology annotation, biological process: mRNA splicing, via spliceosome. The record is from RefSeq and is a predicted model, not a curated record. Bases 271 to 486 code for a protein of 71 amino acids. Gene Ontology annotation, cellular component: spliceosomal complex; U5 snRNP; U4/U6 x U5 tri-snRNP complex.